Molecule: messenger RNA, 8187 nt
Organism: Cheilinus undulatus (humphead wrasse)
Lineage: Eukaryota; Metazoa; Chordata; Actinopteri; Labriformes; Labridae
Exons: 11
Coding region: 262-7593 (2443 amino acids)
Source: RefSeq, a predicted model, not a curated record
UGAUGGGAUAACACGCUUUCAGCGACACUUGGCUCAGCACGGAACAUCAACUUUUGAAAGCAUGGAUUCAGUGGGUUCUUAGUUUGCCAAAAAAGACAAUAACAAGUGACAAUAACGUUGAAACUAGAGUGAAUCGGUUGCAGGUUUUGCCCGAGGCAUGAAUCUGUAGACUCUCCUGCAGGUUUGCUCUCAGUAGGCUUGCAACCGCCAGCUAAGCUAGCUAAGUUGCUAGCUAGCUAGCUAGCUUCAUUGCAGUUAAAAAUGACUGACUGCUGCGCUGCAGUGAACUGUGAUUACCAGCGAGGAGAAUCGGGAAACUCCACUCCGCUCUUCAGCUUUCCUUUGGAUCCAGAGCGAUGCAAACAAUGGGUGAACAACUCUCAACGGCAGGAUUUGGCGUCAGAACCUCCUGAACAGUUGCAUAAGCAGUACAGACUUUGUGCAAAGCACUUUGAGCCCUCAGUGAUCUCUCAACAGAGCGGCUCCUGUAGCGUGUUACGGGAAGAUGCUGUUCCAACGAUAUUUAACUUCACAACACCUGUGAAUAAUCAGUCAGCCAGCAACAGGAAACGAACCCGGGAUCCUUCCGAAGAGGAAGCGACUUCUGUGAAGAAAACAAAAGAAACAGAAGACUCUAAGGUGAAGAGCGAGGCCUCUGGAGAGAACAGUGUGACACCUGAACUGCAGAAAGAGAACCAAACCCCAGAGGAUGCAGCCACCUCCAAAGCAAAAGAGACUCUGAAAAUUUAUUUCAAAGAAAUCCUGGCACUCACUGGAUUCAGCAUCAAUGGUGCAAACAUCAAAGCUGAUGAGCCGAUCGGAGGUGCGAGAGGUCCGCAGACUGUCAACCCAAUCUGCGUGGAGAAAAUUGACAAGAAAGAAAUCCUGCAGUUUAGUGAAGACCUCAUGCGGGAGGAGAUCCAGAACAGCCUCAGACUGGCUCGGUUCUUCUCCAUUCUGCUUCAGGACGUGACGAGUAUAGAGGGAAAAGAUCAGAUUCCAGUUUUCAUCAGGUCUGUCACAGUAGAUGGCUUUCCACAGAAGCACCUCAUUGGGUUCUUACCAUGCGACAUAGAUGCAGAGAAUCUUUUUUACAUGCUUCUGUCAGAGCUGAGGAACAAAUGGGGCCUGAGGAUGGAGCACUGCAGGGGACUGACGUAUCUGGUUACAGGCAACAUGUGUCAGAAGAUGCGAGACCUCACCUGUAAGAUUCUGCAGGAGUUCCCCCAGGUGGUUCUGUCACCUAGCGACCCAUACGCCUUUAACAUAUGGAUUAUCCGCUGCAUGCCUGUGCCCUCCAUUCAAAAGGUGGCAGACACUGUGGAGGAGGUGGCUGUGUUACUCAGGAGAGCACCAGAGCUGUACAGAAGAUUGGAGGGAAAUAUCCAGUUGACAUACGGGCACAUAAAAGGAGAAGUUGACAGGAUAAAGACAGCGCUCGGGGAGAACUGGGAAUAUGGCACUGAUGCCUUUCAGACCAUGUUAGAAAUCCUGGAGCCAUUCCUGAACUGCAUCAAUGAGAUGAUUUCAAAGGUAGAUGAGGAUACGGCUGAACAGAUGGCCAAGCUCAAGCCAAUUUUGAAGAAUUUCAAUUUCAUCAUCACCCUUGUUGUUCUGAAGAACACCCUCUGUUGUGUGAGCAUACUCAACUCUAGUCUCAGGGGAAUUAUUAGCAUCAGCAGUACCUUACAGUACACAAUCUCCAAUGCCUUAAAGCUGGUGAGCAAAUACCAACAGGAGCUUGCAAUAUUCAACAGAAAAUGGUUUUCAGAUGCAGUAGGCAGAGCAAAGAAACUGGGAGUGGAGGUGACGAAACCAGAGAUGGGCCAAGCAGGCGAAGAUGAGACCUCACUGGAGGACCUCUACAGAGAAACCCUGGGCCGGCCUAUCCUUAAUUAUCUUGUCGCCGAGGUAAAGAGAGUGUUCAGCAUAGAGAUGGUGAGGAUUCUCAGAUGGCUUUCCCUCGUACCAUCUUACAUGGCUGACCACAAUUUCAGCAUUCGCAGAGAUAAAGUAGCAGAUGCCAACUUGAACAACCUGGCAAGACCGGACACGUUCUACGAAGAGCUCGGUUGUUGGGAAGUGAAGUGGAGGCAUGCGAGCAAGCGCAGGAUCCUGCCGACCACAGUGUUUGCCACGCUCAAGAUUCCAGAUAUCGGGUUUUAUCCCAACGUGCAGAGCUUGUUGAGGGUAUUGGGAACUGUUCCAUGCGUAAAUGCAGAAGCAGACGUUUACGGCCAGUACCACAUGGUGCUGGAGCGGUGCCACGCCUACCUGAGAGCCACACCAGAGGACCAAAGACAGUGCAGCAUGGCGUAUGUGUACGUAAACCAAGAUGUGCACUUCAGUGUUGAAAAAAUGGUUGAGUCAUAUGUCCAGAAGCACCCAGACAUCCUGCAGCUGCUGCAGAAGGAUGAAGACGCAAAGGAGAUUCCUCCUCAAGUGGCAUCCCAUGGGAACCAUGCUGAAAAGGACACUGAAGAAGAAUUACAACUCAUAAACCUGGAGAUGGAUGCUGAGAGGCUUGUGGAGUUGAAAUGUGCAGAGACUGACAGAGAAGCUCUUAAAUCUGCUCUGCAGGCUGCGGUGACGGCUGCAUACAGCAGUCAAAGCAGACAUCAUGGUGACACUUCUGUUCAGGACGGAGAGGUCGAGUAUGUGACCAAGUCUGAAAUGAACGAGGUUCUCGCUGUGUGUGAGAAAGCUGUCAGAGAGGGAAUCCUCACAGAAGUGGGGAGUUCAUUCUUCUCCUUAUUCAUCGACCGUGUGGUGAAGUUUGGGGAAAAGGACUAUCUACCACUUUUUCUCAGGUUUGUGGACAGUUUCGAUGUAAUGCGACUGGAGCUUAUGGGGUUCCUUGAGGCAGAUCUUGAUUGUGAUGCCAUGGUACAGCGUCUCCAUGAGAUAGUCACAGUCGAGUGGCGUCUGGAUCUGAAUAACUGCAGAGGACAAGCAUAUCUGGGCUCUGGUGAUGUCUCCUACAAGCUAAAAGCCUUUGCCUGCAAAGUCCAGGAGAAGCAUCCUCUUGCCAUAAGCACACACUGCUCUUCCUACUCUUUUAACACAUGGUGGUCUAAAUCCAUCCCAGUGCCUGCCGUUAAGAGAGCCCUGGAUACAUUUGAGGAGGUGUUGAUGUUUUUUGGCAGCACUGCUGCUCUACAAAAACAACUAGACCAUGUAAUAGACUUUGGACUGAGAGAGAGCUAUGAGAAGGUCCAAGAGCUGCAGGGGAAGUUUUGUGCCCAGUGGCAAGAGAAGCACGAUUCUUAUGAAGUGUUUGUGCAGAUGCUUGAGCCACUGGUUGAGUGUCUGGAGAAAAUCAAAAACAACCCACAGAGAUGGAAAGGUUUCGUCUCUGAACAGGCUGGGGCACUGCUCCGCAGAGUGAUGGAGUUUGACUUCAUCAUCGCGAUGGUCGUCCUCAAGAAUGCAUCCUCUUUUACUAGAGAGCUGAGCGCGGGUCUUCAGAAGGACCACUUAAGUGCUGCAUCUCAACUUUGCCAAAUCGGUGGCAUUGUAGCCUCUCUAACUCGAGUGAAAACAAAUAUGAAAGUCUUUCAUCAGAACUGGUUUGACGAGGCUUGCGCAAUGGCCCAGAGUCUAAGAGUGCAGAUUGAAGUGCCUGAAAACUCAAUGCCAAGAGACGGCAUGAUCAAGCCAGUCGGCUUUUACAAAGAUGCACUCAGCGUGCCCCUUGUAGAUAACUUAAUCAAUGCUGUGAAGGAUCAUUUCUCAGACGACCACAAAGAAGCUCUAAACUUUCUCUCCCUCGUUCCCUGCUCGGUCACAGUGAGUUACAUGUUUGAGAGCUUGAAGUCAAAGCCUCCUCUCUACAGCAGAGAUCUCCCUGACGCUGACAACUUCUUCACUGAGCUCUGCUGUUGGAGAGUAACAUGGAAGACCAAAGUUGCUUCUGUGACGAUGCCAAGCUCCAUCUUCCAAACAUUACGCCUGCCCAUCAUGCAGUACUUUGGUAACAUCAAUGUGCUGCUGAGGGUCAUGUCGGUGCUACCCAGCACAGCACUGGAGGACUGUGGGGUCGUUAUGCGCCACAAGAAGUUUCAAGACUACCUGAGUGACACAAAUCCCAAAGACAGGUCCCUGUGUUUGGCUAUGCUUCAGGUGGGCACUGACUUCAGCAGAGACCUCGACCACAUGGUGACCCAGUGCUUGAAGGUUACUCCACAAGCGCUGGAGGGUAUCUGUCUGGACAAGGAGUCGAAAAGUUUCAACAAGAACUCUGAAAAUAACAUGGAAGUUGACUUGGUCAAAGAGGAUUAUGAGGAACCAAACAUUCAGCAGUCCCCAGACAACACUGAGGUCCAAGACAUUAAACCAGCAGAUGAGAACGGUCAUGCAGGAGACAAUCGUCGAAGCAUUGCAACGGUAUUCAGACAAGCUGCUCUACUAGGGAAAAAGAAUAUUCAUCUCUCUGACCUCUCUGAAGAGAGCAGAGAGCUUCUCAACCAGGAACUCAGCAUGUGCCAGUGGUAUGAAAGUGACAGCAGAUGCACAUUUUUAAGCGACGAUGAAGUGGUGAACCUCCUCAUAAAUGGAAUCAGAGAUGUCAUCCUUAAAGAAAUACAGGAAUCCCCAUUCUUCUCACUAAUCACGGACAAACCUGUCAGAAUUGCAGACAAGACACACUUGCCUGUUUUUGUCAGGUAUGUGGGAGAAUCUGCUCCCAAAGUUGAGCUCAUGGGUUUCUUACCAUUUGAUGAAAACGGUCAUAUUGAUUCACAAGCAAAGAACCUCGCCAAGAUUCUCACUGAAGACUGGGGACUGCCGAUGUCUCAGUGUCGUGGACAGGCAUUCAUGCACUUGGGUUCAGGUUAUCAAAGCCUGAAGAAAAUGUCUCUGGAUUUCCUCAAGAGCUAUCCACUCUCUGUCGUGACGCCCAGUGAGUCUUGUGGCCUAGCCCAUUGGCUGUCAGGAAGCGUGCCUUGCCCUUCAGUAGCAAAGAUGUUGGACAUCACAGAAGACCUGCUUCUGUUCUUUGAUGAGUCUCCUCAGCUUGAGGGGCAGCUUGCACAGGCUGUCGAUGGCCUUCUGAAUAUGCCAAGAGAGGCGCUGGAGGAAAUACCCGAAACAUGCUGCUCGAGAUGGAAGAAGAGGGAGGACUUCUUUGACAUUCUCGCUGACACAUUAGAGGGCAUUCUCAGUUGCCUGGAGGCUGUCAGCUCUAGUACCAUAGGCGUUAAGUCCAUGCAUGCCCAAGUUCUCUCUUCCGCUCUGAGAAAUAUGGAUUUCAUAGUCACCCUUGUAAUUUUAAAGAAUGCAUGUGCUCCUCUCCGUAAUUGUAGCACUGUCUUCCGCUGCGGAAAUCCUGCUGAUAUUCUUUGUGAAGUGGAAAAAAUCCCCUCAAUCAUCGAGACUCUUAACAAAAUGUUGCAGAAUGUGAGCACAUUGCACUCAUCUUGGUUUGAGCAGGCAUUCCAGCUGGCCACCAGGGUAGCACCUGAACAGGUAUGCUUCUCAGAGGAGGCCAGCAGCUAUGAAUCUCCAGAGAUUUAUUACAGAGAAAAUCUAAGUGUUCCUCUCCUUAGAAGCCUUGUCGAUGAAAUGAAGUACAGCUUCUCAGAGGGCCACUUAAGGGCCCUCUCAGUUCUGUCAUUGCUGCCCUCCUGUAAUCCUCAGCCCGUUCUACCAGAGUCCACAGACAAGCCAUUCAGCAUCUACCUUACAGAUGUUCCUGAGCCUGAAGCAGCAGAGCAGGAAAUCAGUGACUGGGCUGCAGUUUGGAGAGAGAAAUACCAGGAUGUUGCUCCUCCAGCCUCCAUCGCUGAAACACUUAACCAUCCUGAGUCAAAGAGCCACCCAACUGUCUCCUUACUGCUCAGAAUAGUGGCUGUCCUGCCAAGCGUCAGUAUGGAGUGUGACCUGAUGAAGACCACCCUGAAUUCCUUGAGGGAUCUUUUGAAAAACACUAUGUGCAAAGGCAGCAGAACAGAUCACGUCAUGCUUCUGUCUCACAGUACAACACUGCAGAGACUGCCAGAGGUCGUUGAAGAGUGUGCAGCUGUGGAUCCUGAGAGCAGUCCAUGCCUUUACCAGGUGAUGGGAACUCUGGAAACACUCAAGUUGGUCAGCGGAGGCGUUGAACUGCAUGAAGAGGUUCCAAAAGAACUGAAGGCAGAGAAUCCAACAGACCAAGGCAUAGAACCAACUGUUGAUCAAGGACAGAGAACAGCCCUCUCUUUCUAUGACCCAGAACUGCGCGAACAAAUCCUCAAGGAGCUCUGGGACUCCCAGUUCUUCACAGUCAUAACAGAGCAAGCUGUUGAUAUUGAGGGUGAGCUCUAUGUCCCUGUGUGCAUCAGAUUCCUAAACAAAGAGGGCAUCCAGUGUGAGGAAACAUUAGCUUUUAUACCCUUUUGCGGAGACCCAGUUGUCCUUGCAGAUGCCAUUGAGACGGCUCUGUCUCAGAAAUGGGGGCUCAACAUGGAGUUCUGUAGAGGCCAGGCGUUGAUGAGUUUUGGUGAGAUAGGAGCUCAGAUGAAGGCUGUAAGUUUAGCUUUAGCACAGAAAUACCCUCAAGCUCUAAGAACGCUCAGCUUUGCUUUGUCUCUUAACAUAUGGCUGGCAAGAUCCUCUCCUGUUCAAGAAGUGGCAGAUGGAGCAGCUCUCAUAGGAAAAGUAUUACACUGGCUCACAGAGGAUUCAGAACGCCAGAACAAACUGGAAGACAUGAUCAUUCACGUGUUCCAGCACGAUGAAGGUAGAGGCAACGAGCUGAGGGACAAACUGAUCAAAAACUGGGAGAAGAGUCACGACAUGCACGAGUUGAUGGUGGAGAUCUUAGAGGCCGUCAUGCUCUGUCUGAAUGAGCUGAAAAUGGAGGGAAGCCCUUCAAAUCAGCAGCAGGCUUCACAGAUCUUCGAUGCGAUCAGAAACUUUGAGUUUAUCCUAUCAACUGUGGUGCAAAAGAACGUCUUGAGUGUAACUAAGAAGCUCAGUCAGUGUCUUCAGGGCAAACCCUUGGAUAUGUUGCAUGCUGUGCACAAUUUCCCUGAUCUCAAAGCAUCCCUCUGUAAACUUCAGAGUGACAUAGACACCCAUCACAAGGCCUGGUUUGAAGAAGCCAUUGCACUGGCUUCUAAACUUGACAUUACAAUGUUGCAUUCAGUGCUACUAGAGCCACUGAGCGAGUUCUACAAAGAAUCUAUAAGCACGAAAGUUGUUGAGCAGUCGAUAGCAGAAAUCGACGACCUCUUCACAGAGAAGGUAUUGGAUACCUUGAGGUGUCUGGAGAUUGUGCCUUAUGCAAUGUCCAAAGUAGAAACCAGCAUCCUUAGUGGUCUUGUGUUUCGCUUGUACAAAGAGGACUUGCCAGAUCAGGGUUCCCUUCAUGCUGAGAUGAAGUCAUGGAAAGAGAAAUGGUUGGGUACCGUGGCGGGAUAUCUCCCAACGACUGUGCUCGAUACGCUCAAGACGUCGCAGACCAGAAGUUUCAGUAAUAUUGAGACUCUCCUCAGACUUUUGGUCAUCUUGCCGUUUUCAAGAAGGGAGAGCAAUUUCAGGCAGGGAAAAAGAAGUUUGCAGGAGUUUAUACAGCAGGAAAACAGAUCCCUCGCUGAGCUACAUCCUCUGUAGGUGCAGGUCUUCCAUCAACCCUAGCAGGUUUGAGAAAUUAAUUUGAGAUGUCGGCGCCUCCAUACUUCAGAGCCAAUGUUUCUCAAUCUUUGUUGAGACGCUGAGCUCUCACUCAAUCUGUGUGUACAUUAUUGAUCUAAAUUCUUUGAGAUUUUCUUUUGUUAUCCUGCAAACCAAGUCCUAUGUUAUAUUCUGUUAUUUUCGUUCUGUAGUUUGUACAGCUGUACUGCCCAAUGGGACCAAUGUCUUGGCAAAAAAGCAAUGCUCCACUGACGGUUCUCAAUGCUUGUGUGCCUUGAUGCAAAACUAAUAAUUCACCCCAUGUAUCAUGAUAACACAGAUGUUGAAAAAUGUCCCAUUGGCGUUGACUGACCUCUGUUUCACUGUCAUGAAUUUAUCAUAAUCAUGAAAAUGCACCCUUACCUUUUUUCCUGGGCACAAAUAGAAAUUGUUAGUUUGAUCAUGUCUCCAGAUGAUUUCCCAUGUUUCCUGUCUGUUUGCAGGAAUGAAUUUGCUGUAAACGUAUCUUUGAAAGAAUGUUUCCUUGAUAGGAAAAAAAACCUUCAUAUAUAUUUGUCAAAAAAGUAAUAAAAA